AUGUUUCAUUGGUUGAAUAAAGAGGGAAAGAAAAAUGAAGUGUUUGAAAAUGUACUUGAGGGACUUAAAAAAGUAUACAGACAGAAAUUAUUACCUUUGGAACUUCAGUACAAUUUUCAUGAUUUUCAUUCUCCACAAUUGGAUGACUCUGAUUUUGAUGCCAAGCCAAUGAUACUUUUAGUUGGACAAUACUCAACAGGGAAGACAACAUUUAUUAAAUAUCUUCUAGAGCGAGAUUUUCCUGGGAUUAGAAUUGGACCAGAGCCCACGACAGAUCGUUUUAUAGCUGUUAUGUAUGACACAAAAGAGGGAGUAAUUCCCGGUAAUGCUUUGGUAGUGGAUCCUAAAAAACAAUUUCGACCAUUGGCAAAAUUUGGAAAUGCUUUUUUGAAUAGAUUUCAAUGUUCAACAUUACCAUCUCCUGUGCUUAUGGGAAUGUCCAUUGUUGACACACCUGGGAUUUUAUCCGGUGAAAAGCAAAGAGUGGAUAGAGGUUAUGAUUUUACAGGUGUUUUAGAAUGGUUCGCAGAAAGGGUUGACAGAAUUUUAUUAUUAUUCGAUGCGCACAAACUAGACAUUUCCGAUGAGUUUCGUAGAUCGAUUGAAGCGUUAAGAGGUCACGAUGAUAAAAUCAGAAUUGUAUUAAAUAAAGCAGAUAUGGUGGAUCAUCAACAAUUGAUGAGAGUUUAUGGUGCUCUUAUGUGGUCUUUAGGAAAAGUUUUACAAACUCCAGAAGUGGCUAGGGUUUAUAUCGGCUCAUUUUGGGACAAGCCGCUUACAUAUACGGCAAAUCAAAUUUUAUUCGAAGAUGAGAAACAAGACUUAUUUAGAGAUAUACAAUCUUUACCUAGGAAUGCAGCACUCAGGAAGUUAAAUGACUUAAUUAAAAGAGCUAGGCUUGCUAAGGUACACGCUUACAUAAUAAGUUCUUUGAGAAAAGAAAUGCCUUCGGUUUUUGGUAAAGACGUCAAGAAAAAAGAAUUGAUAAAAAAUUUAGAAACGACGUAUGAGAAUUUACAAAGGGAGUAUAAAAUAUCUCCGGGUGAUUUUCCAGACGUCAAAAGAAUGCAACAAAUUCUCGUCCAUUGCGAUUUUACAAAAUUCAACAUAUUGAAACCGAGAUUGCUGGAAGUCGUGGAUAAAAUGCUCGUCGAAGACAUAUCGAAACUCAUGGAAAUGUUACCGCUCGAAGAAACGGCUCCCACGGCUCCGGAACCUCUCAUAAAAGGUGGAGCAUUCGAAGGAGUCGAAGAUACGGUGAGUCCUUUCGGUUAUAAAAGAGGGGAAGGAAUCGAUGCGGGACACGGUGAACCCGAAUGGGUCGUGACCAAGGAAAAGAACAAAUUCGAUGCCAUUUUCGAAACUUUGAAUCCCGUCGAUGGUAAAAUAACGGGAGCAUCCGCAAAAUCCGAAAUGAUGAAAUCCAAACUUCCCAAUUCGAUAUUGGGUAAAAUAUGGAAAUUAUCAGACAUCGACAAGGAUGGUUUCUUGGACGACGAAGAAUUCGCUUUGGCGAUGCAUUUGAUCAACGUGAAAUUGGAGGGUCACGAAAUCCCAUCCGAAUUACCCGAUCAUUUGUUACCCCCUUCGAAGAGACAAUAG
This is a messenger RNA of Pediculus humanus corporis (human body louse), 1602 nucleotides long. RefSeq names its product EH-domain-containing protein, putative. NCBI's taxonomy places the organism in Eukaryota, Metazoa, Arthropoda, Insecta, Psocodea, Pediculidae. The record is from RefSeq and is a predicted model, not a curated record. Gene Ontology annotation, cellular component: cytoplasm; plasma membrane. Gene Ontology annotation, molecular function: calcium ion binding; GTP binding; protein binding. Gene Ontology annotation, biological process: endosomal transport; endocytosis. The coding region runs from base 1 to 1602 and encodes 533 amino acids. The transcript has 3 exons.